AUGCUACAGCGCUUGGCAGUGCGCUCUAGCGCAUUCCUAAGUGCUCGCCAGCAGAGCCGAUCUACCGCCAUCAAAUUGCAGAUGGCUAGCUUUUCAUCUGAAGAGGACUGGCGUAUAUCCGACGAAGACUUUGACGAGGGGCCCGACAAGAUCAUUGACAAGGAUCGCCGUGACUCCAUGCCGCGUCGUCAGACGAUGCCGGAAGCAGCCAAGAAAAGCCGCUUUAUGGUCGUAGCCCCCGAGAACCGUGGCAAGGUGCGUCGUCGCCUGUUGGAUGAGUUUAAAAAGGACGGCAUUACGCUGGUGGACCCAGACCAGCCAGGCCAGUAUCUCACGCCCGACACAGGUAUUCUACGAGACAUGCGUGCUAUGAACAAAGAAGGCGAUGAGAUGGAGUUUGCUGAUGAUGAAGAGGAAGCCGAGCUUAAUCUUGGUCGGAUGGGGCUAUUGCGUCAAAUCGUACACGUGGACCAAGUACAGAAAGUCACGACGCAGGAGCGGAUCGUUAACUUUCGCGCGCUCGUUGUUGUCGGCAAUAUGCGUGGUGUGGCUGGUUAUGCUGUGGGUAAGGGCUCAUCGCCUCCCAUCGCUAUCGAGCGUGGCACAAAGCUUGCAAUGAAGCGGUUUACCUACAUCGAUCGCUUCGACGACCGCACACUAUACCACGAAGUGCACGGUAAGUGGAACAGCUGUACGCUGUUUCUUCGCCCAGCACCUAAGGACAAGGGACUUACCGUGAGCGAUACCGUGGCCUGUGUGCUUGACUGCUUUGGCAUCACGGACAUUGUGUCCAAGACCCACGGCCAGCGCAAUCCCUUUACUGUUGUCAAGGCUACGUUUGACGCGCUUGCCAAGCAUGAGACGGCUGAGGAAAUUGCUCUUCGAACAGGCCACUCACUCGUGGAGCUCAGCACCCUGGCGCGCAUGCGCAACCUGUAG
Molecule: messenger RNA, 939 nt
Organism: Peronospora farinosa
Lineage: Eukaryota; Oomycota; Peronosporomycetes; Peronosporales; Peronosporaceae
Source: the annotation of a GenBank genome assembly